Messenger RNA from Paramecium pentaurelia, 3924 nucleotides. The record is from the annotation of a GenBank genome assembly. Lineage: Eukaryota; Ciliophora; Oligohymenophorea; Peniculida; Parameciidae.
AUGACUACUUCUUUAUUAUUAUUUCUUCUAAUAACUAUUGAUAUUUUAUACUCAAUUGGGGGAAUGUCAAAGAAAUGUAAUGUGAUAGAGAUUGAACCUUAAGAGAAAUUAAUUUCAUAAAACUUAGGUAAGUUAUUAAUCGAAAGUGAUACAGAAGAAUUGGAAGAACAAAAUUACACUAAUUUUAAUAUCAUUAAUGAAUCCAUUAGAAUUUCAUCUUUUGAAAAUGAACAUAUAAUAUCAACAUUAAUAAUUGACUAUUUUGGUUUUAGAUAUAUUGAAGAUUAACUAUUUUGUAAAUUUAUAAAGAAUGAAAUCUAUUAUAUUUCUUGUAUAAAAGUUAACAAUUAUUAUGAAAAUGAUAGAUUGAACUAUUUAAAUGAAUAGAUUAUUAUAUCAAUUGAACUAAAUGAUUUGAAUAAUUCUUAAUGUUAAGAAUUUUUUAUCAAUUAAAAAUCAGAAUUUAUUAUAUUUUGUUUUGAGAAUUUUCAUAUGAAAAUCUACUGCAUUGAUUUAGAUAAUAAAAUUAGAUUAUUAUAAUAAUAUAAAAUCAAUUAAAAUUAAUAUGAAAUUUGUAAGAGAAAAUAUUUCAAAUUUGAUGAUAAUUAUUACUUUAUAUCUUUUUAUAAUUGCAAAUAUUGGAGUGUUUAUACUUAUUGGUAAUAAGAAAUUAAGGAAAUAUUAAAUGAACAAUUAGUAAACUUUAAACAAGUAUCAUAUUUAGAGAAUAUUUAAUUAUGUUAAAAUAGCAUUAUUUUGAUUCUAGAGACGGGGUAUCUAUACUUCUAUAUUAAUAAUUUGAAAUAAGCUCUAUAUCAAGUCUAUUUUGAAAUUCCAUCAUAUCUUAAAUAUGUUCUAUUUACAUAGAGUUGUUCUUAAUUAUGUUAUGCGCAAUAUAAUUAAUCAAGUAAUAUUACUACCAUAGUUUUUCAUGAUAAUUAUGAAGUUUUAUAUUCAUUUGAAGGUACAUACUUUUUAAUUGAAUCAAUUGGUAAAAUCCUUUUUAUUUAAACUCAAAAUCAACUUUAAGUUAUUUACAAUCUUCAGUACUAAUAAACUAUUAAAUUGAAUACUUAAUACAUGGUUUUUAAUAAAGAUCAUAAUUUAAUAUAUUGGCUUGAUGAGAUUAGAAAAGAGAUCAUUUUUUAUAAGUUAUCAUAUCCUAGAAAUUUGAUUGAACCAACCAAAAAAUAUAUAUUCUAUAUAGAAAGCUUCUCUUAUUAUUAAAAGGAGAUGAGAUUAUGCUAUGAGAUUAAAUAAAACAUGUAUGGAAAAUACAAAUUAACCUAGACGUUAGAUUUCAUUUAUCAAUGUUAAAAUAAAUCAUCUCUAUUUUACAAUAAGUUAGGUUUAUAAGUACCAUAUUAAUAUGAUAUAAAACUUGAUUAAAAUUUAGAAUUUGGAAUGAAUAUAUUGGAUUAGCAUUCUUUUUAAUAACUAUGUCCAAAAUUAUAAAACUUAAAUCAAUAAGAUACUAUUUUAAUAUAUUAUGAAACUAAAACUCCAAAAUCUUUUUCAGUUAUUCAAACUAAAAACUACAUUUAUUUCUAAAAUUGUCAUGAUGUAAAUAGAUUUGGAAUUCAUAUUAAAGAUUUUCAAGUAUUUUCUUUUUAAAGUUAAAUUCUAAUAUAUAAUUAGAAUAAAUAAGAAUUAAAACUUAUAAGAUUUAUAGAUUAAUAAAUUACUGAAUUUAAGAUUGAUAGCAAGAUAAUAAGAAUACUUCAAAGUUAAUAGUUUGUUUUAGUCUUCACAUCAGAUAAUAAAGAUCCUAUGGUGAUUGAUUUAUUAAAUAACUAUAUAAUUCAAUAUCAUCAAUAAAUGUAUUAAAUGUUGAAUAAAUUAAAUUAAAUUUAUCUUUAAGAUAAAUAAAAUUUUUAGAAUUAAAUAUCACAACAUUUUUAUUAUUCAUAAUUAAGCCCAAAAUAUAUAUAUUAUAAUAAAUAUUUGAUGAUUCAUCAUAAGAUAGAUGUUAAACUUUUUAGGUUAGAAAACAUUUAAAUUAUUUUAAUAAAAGAAAUAUUAAGUUAAUAAUAAUAUAUCCUAGGAGUACAUAUCAUCGAUAAUUAAAUAAUUUAAUAUUAUUUUGAUUAGGAAUAGAUAUCCAAAAUAUCUUCAUUAAAUUUAGAUGAAUAUUAAUUUAUUAGACCAUUAAAGUAUUAGAUCAAUACACAAUAUUUUGCUAUAGCUUGUCGAAAUCAAACUAAAACAUUUGUUUUAAUAUUUGAAAUAACAAUAACAAAAUCUCCAAAAUUGAUAAAGGUUAUUGAAAUAAGUAGAAUUUACUUCUUUUUUAAAGAAUAUUAAUUAUUUUAUUAUAAUUCUGAAGAUGAAAUUAAGAUAUUUAAUAUGCUAAAUUUUGAAAUUUAAUUAGAAAAUUAUAUUCCUAACAAAAAUGAAAUAGUAGAAAAAACUAAAGUUACUUUUUAAAUUAUAUCUGCAAAUAAGAGUGAUCCUAGAAUUAAUUUAGGAUUCAUAUUAAAGAGUUAUAAUUAAUGCUAUUAAUUGUUCUAAAAAAGUAAUAAUUUUUCAAUAAAUAUUAAUUAAUAAAAUAUCAUAACAUCUAAUUAUUUUUAUGGUCCUAUUGAAUCAUUAAAAAUAGAAUAUAAUGAUAAAGUUCAUAUAAAUGGACCAUUAUUACUAUAAUAAUGGAUUUAUCAGAAUAAUUAAAUUAGAAUCAAAAAUAUUAUAAUUGCACCCCUUCUUAUGAUUAAUUAAGUUGAAUAAAACAUAAUAGUAUUUUAGGAUGAGUUUGGAUAAACAAUUAUUUUGAAUUCAGAAGAAAUAGAAUUUACAAAGAUAAUUCCAAUUAAUGAACAAUUAAUAUUAAUCUUAUAUCCAACAAAUUCAUUAUUAUAAUUAAGAGGAGUUAUAUAUUUAAUUGAUGAAGAUAAUUCACAAUUAAAAUAAGAUCCUUUUUUAGAAAUGAAUUUUAAUCUGAAAAUACCACACUCUGAAUAUCAUAUUUAAAAAUUUGGUGAUCUAAUCAUAUUUAAAUCUUAAUCUCAUUUAGAGUUCUUUUAGAUCAUUAAUGAUAUUAUUCAAUAUAUCGAGAAUGAUUUCAAUAUCAUAGAAAUAAGUAAGAUUAAAGGCAAUAAUUAACUAUACAUUACUCUAUCAGAAUAGAAUAAUAGAAAAGAUUUACAAUUCCAGAUUCUCUAACUGAUUGAAUUUUAAUUUAUUUCUAAUGGAACCGCAAUUGUCUAAAUUGAAACUAUUUUAGAUGAAUUAAAUAAUUACAUUCCUAUUGGUCAAAAUUAAACUUUAAGCUAUAUUGCCUAAUUUUAUAUUUUAGAUUGCAAUAUUAAUUAUAAAGAUGUUAGUAUAUUACUGUUUCAAAUUUUACAAAAAGUUUCUAUAAUAAGUCAAAUUCACAUAAAUAUCGAUAAUUAUUCCAUUUCUUAUAAAAUUAAGAAAAUAAUCAGACAUGGAUUAGAAUUAGGCCUUAUGAGAUUAUAAUUUUAUAAUAAAAAUAGCCUAAUUCUAAAAUCAUAAACAAAUUCUAUAUAUUUUUAUGAUUUGUAAGAAGAUCUGAUAGUUUUUGAUUAUAUUGGAAGAAUAAUUGAUCAAAAAUAUAAUUAUUAUUAUCCUUUGAAUACUACACAUUUGAUUUUAUAUUAAGGAAACACUAGUUAAAUAUAUAUUGGUAAAAUAGGAUACAAAUUAGACAAAUAGGUUGAAUAUUUGGUAAAUUAAACAUUUACCUUGGUAGCUGAAAAUUCAGUAUCAUAAGCUAUUUGUAGUAUAAUAAUUAAUGAAAUUAAUGAAGAGUCAGAGGAUAGUACACUAUUAAGUAAACUGCUUAUUUUAUUGGUGUUGAUAGUAAUUUCUUAUUUCCUUUUAAGAAGGAUGCAACUAAAGCGUAAAUAAUCAAAUAAUGAAAAGCAGAGUAAAAUAUUUAAAGAUAAUUUGAAAGUAGAUUAAUGA